ACCUGAACAAAGCAACCAAAAGAGUGAGGGGACAGAGCAAAAGGUGUGUGACGGGGCGACAUUAUAAAGCUCCGACAAUGGGCACAAGUGGUUUUCAAGCUGAAGAAAAGUAUUUUGUGAAUCAUCCCACGUCAACUCAUGGAGUUGGCACUGGUUCGGUAGCUGGCGGUACUUCGACAACAGUGCCCACCAACAUGAACGUGGAAUUGUGUCUGGUUUGCGGUGACAGAGCCUCGGGACGACAUUAUGGAGCCAUCAGUUGUGAGGGAUGUAAGGGAUUCUUCAAGCGAUCGAUACGCAAGCAAUUGGGCUACCAGUGUCGCGGAGCAAUGAACUGCGAGGUCACCAAGCACCAUCGUAAUCGUUGCCAGUUCUGCAGAUUGCAGAAAUGUUUGGCCAGCGGCAUGAGAACUGUACAACAUGAACGAAAGCCUAUCAUAGACAAAAAGGACCCUAUGUCAUCGGCGUCCACCAGCCAAGCUGUGCAAGGGUUAUCAGUGGCUGCGGGUGGAAGUGGCUCUGCUACAUCGACAAUGAAAUCAAAUUCUAGUCCUCAAUUCCAUCAGAGAUCGAAAUUAUCGCCCCUGUUCAAUCACAAUUUGAAUGCAGCUGCUGCGGCAUCAAAUGCAGCAGCAGCAGCGGCUUUUUCUUCAUCAGCAGCAGCUGGAAUAUUUCCAAUGGGUCUGAACUUUGCAGAACUGACUCAGACUUUAAUGCUGGCAACACAACAACAACAACAGCAGCAGCAACAAGUUCAACAGCAACAACAACAGUUAUCCAGUCAAUCCUCAACCAGUUCCAACAAGCACACAAGUUUUUCACCAGAACCAAAACAUCAACUAGAUGACAAUGACGACGAUGAAGAUGAUGCCUUCGACAACACCACCACAAUGUGCUUGCAAAAUCUCUCAAACAACAACAAUCAAAACAUUAAUUUCAACCUAGACGCCUUGACACCAAAUCCUGCAACAGUUGGCUUCAUACAAACAGCCCUAGACAAAAGGGUCAUUGAGAAAGCCUUGCAACUACUGCAGCCGAUAAAACAACAGCUAGACAAUAUGCCAACAGGUGGAAAUGGACUCUCAAUAAAAAAUGAACUCAACGAAGACGAUGAGAUGGGUGAUCAAAGUAGCAACGAAGACGACUUCAAUGACGCUAUGGAUAUGGAUGAUGGAGGAGGUGGUGGUGAAUUUAUGGCCAACGAAGCAGUAUUUGAAAAUGAGUUAAUAUCCCCCAGCUAUGCCAGCUUCAAUUUGCAGACACCAGCAUUGGUAUCCUCGUACUUUAAUGUCCACUAUGUUUGUGAAUCGGGCUCGCGUAUUAUAUUCCUUACAAUCGUAUGGCUUCGCAAAGUACCAGCUUUCAUGGAGUUGACACAACGUGCUCAGAUAACAUUACUACGAUCCGCCUGGCCGGCAUUGUUGGCAAUUAGUGUGGCCCAGGUUCAAAAUCUAUCACAGCGUACCAUCAUUAGUACCUUGAUCACCAAUGUUCGUCAAAUGGCCAACGAGAAAAUGGAGCCACAAAAGAUAAAGAAGCUAAGUGAACACAUAGCUCGUCUCAAUUCCUUCAUUCAAAAUAUCCAAUCUCUGGAGUGCAGUGAUAUGGAAUAUGCUUUACUGCGUCUAGCCUGUCUAUUCAAUGCCCACUGUUUCGUGAAACGUAAAGAUCAAAACGUACGCUCGUUUGUACAACGCGUGCAGCAGUACAGCCUCACUAGUCUAAGAAAAUUGAUAAUGUCACAGGAAAUACCCGCAUACGAAGCGGACGAACGUUUUAACAACAUCGUUCUCAACCUUAUGCCGUUGAGUGCCUUAGAGUCGGAAGCAGUCGAAGAGUUGUUCUUUUCAAAUUUGGUGGGCCAAGUGCAAAUUGACAAUAUGCUUCCGUAUAUCUUAACGUUGAGUAACAGUAUAGGAAGUUUGAACUGUUAAACAAACUUGCGUUUUUUCUUU
Molecule: messenger RNA, 1955 nt
Organism: Musca vetustissima
Lineage: Eukaryota; Metazoa; Arthropoda; Insecta; Diptera; Muscidae
Gene: Hr78
Product: nuclear hormone receptor HR78
Exons: 4
Coding region: 78-1934 (618 amino acids)
Biological process (GO): regulation of transcription by RNA polymerase II; anatomical structure development; cell differentiation
Molecular function (GO): RNA polymerase II cis-regulatory region sequence-specific DNA binding; zinc ion binding; nuclear receptor activity
Source: RefSeq, a predicted model, not a curated record